AAUAAAUAUUUUUUAUUUGAUAGAUACUAUCAAUUUUUCUUUUUUUUUUUUAUUUUUUUUUUUUUUAUUUUUUUGAUUAAACAAAUUAAAUAUAGUAAAAAUUUUAUAAACCAUGUCUUCUAUGGCUUUAAUUAAAAUCCCACCAUUCUAUUAUGCACAUAUUUUAGAUACUAAUACAAAUAUUGCAAGAAUGGUUAGUGGACCAUUAACUUUAUUAGUUAAAGAAUCUGAAAAAAUUAUUGUUAAUCCAACAAAAAUGCAUACCAUUCAAAGUAGCGAAUAUUGCAUUAUAGAAUCUCCUGUAUUAUUAGACGAUGAAAAAAAAAUAAUUAUAGAUAAACAUGGACAGGUUAAAUUAAAGCAUGGACAAAGAGAGGUUAGAUUCGAACAGAGUGAGCCUUUCCCCCUUUACCCAGGUGAGUUUAUGGUUGGUAAAAUUUCGCCUCUUCAAGUUGUAUUAAAUAAUGAAGCAUUGGUUAUUAAAGCAUUAGUGGAUUUUAUUGAUACCGAAACAAAUAAACUUAUUAGUGCUGGUGAUGAAUGGUUAUUUCAAGGACCUGCAACUUAUAAACCCCGUGUGGAGGAACAGGUAAAAGAAUUAAGAAAUGCUACCAUUGUUAAGGCACAUUGUGGUUUGAAAUUAGAAGCAAUAAAUGACUUUACAGACAAGGUUUACGGAAAGAAAAGAAAAAGUGGUGACGAAUGGUUAAUGACUGUUGAGGGUCCCUAUAUAUUGGAUGCAUAUGAAAGAUUAAAAGAAGUUGUUAUGCCAUAUGUUUUAAAUGACAACAAAGCAAUCAUUGUUAAGGCAACUAGAAAAUUCACCGAUGAUGAUGGUAUCGAAAGAAAAAAAGGUGACACUUGGUUAAUAACAAAAAGUGAUACCCCACUAUAUUUACCACAACCAACUGUAAAAGUAGAAAAAGAAGUUAAUAUCACAUCAUUAACAGCACUUCAAUAUACAAUUAUUGAUAACCCAUGGGAUGAAGAGACUCAAUCCAAUAAACUUGGUGAAAGAAAAAUUGUUAAAGGUCCAAAGAACUUUUUUACAUUCCCCGGUGAAAGCUAUACCACUGUCCACAAUGUUAUGGUUUUAGAAGCAGAAGAUGCAGUUCAUGUUAAAGUUAUGGAAAACUUUGAAGAAACCAUUGUAGUUCCAGGUGAGAAUAAUAACAAUACUAUAAAGACUAUUCAACGUAAAUCAGGUACCAAAUAUGAUGUAUUCGGACCUAGAGAAUAUAUACCACCACUAACUGUUGAAGUUAUUAAAAGAAAAAAAGCAAUUUUUAAAUUGGAAGAUUUCAAUAUCUAUAUUUUCAAUAUCUCCUUUGUUUAUGUUUUAUCAAUAAUUUUAUUUUUUUAUUUUUUUAUUAAAUUAUUCUUUUAA
Molecule: messenger RNA, 1387 nt
Organism: Dictyostelium purpureum
Lineage: Eukaryota; Evosea; Eumycetozoa; Dictyosteliales; Dictyosteliaceae
Exons: 3
Coding region: 113-1387 (424 amino acids)
Cellular component (GO): nucleus; cytoplasm
Source: RefSeq, a predicted model, not a curated record